AUGGGGAAUGUCAGUAGUCGAACCGAAGACGGUGGGGCAUUUGUCCUUCGAGACCAAAGUCGCCUAUCUAUCGCAUCCCUCACGGUCACAAAUUCUAAGGGAAAGAUCCUGCUCAAUGUUGUUCCCAAUGUAUACCCGGCAACUAGGAUCAUUGCCAGGAAGGACUAUGGCGACGAAAGCCUUGUGGAGUACAUACAGGACCCUGAAUCGUCUCCUACAUUGCCUGUACCGUCAUUCUUGUUCCGCCUAAACAACGACGACGAGCUCAUAUUCAACUUCACCUUCGUGAUCCGUCAAAGUCAAAGCAGCCUGCCGGGGGUUUCAGGAGGGAUUGAUACAUUUAUUAAUGGCCUCACCUUCGCCUUCGCAUCAAACAACAAGGAUCUUGACAAUCUAGUCAUUAGAGAAUUUCAUGCAGACCCAAACCUUCACAAAAAUGCCAACGUGGAGCUGGUCGGCGACUAUUCAACGGGUGGUAGCCCGUCUGCAAAGUUUGAGUGGUCAUGGAAAUGGCGCCCCCCUAAAACGACCGAAGAUCGAGGAGGAGGUUGGCGUAAUGCUUGCAGCUUCUCUGAAUACGAUCAGAGGGCCCACAAGCUUCAAGCCCUUGCAUUGUUCAGCUUCUGGGUACAGAACACACCAAAAACGUUCACUGGUCCCCAAACACCCUCGCCAUACUUUGAACUAAAUGUACCUCCUCGACUCCGACUCCCAUCGUCACAAUCUAUGAUAUCUGCGCCAAGUGAGUCAGAUCAUACGGACAUAGGGCCACCAUCACCCAUUAUCGAACCUGGAGAGAUCAGUUUAGGCGUUCCACAGGUUUCGACCAAAGAUCCAGUGGUAGUCGGAGUUUCAUGUCCGCGGCCCAGUGAAGACAUGAGCGCCGUUGAAGACGGACCCUUAUUUCGAGCCACGAUGAAAGCCCUGGAACAAAAGACUGGGAACAUGCGAACAAGGAUGAAGAAGGUUUUGCGUAAAGCCGAAGCAGCUCAGGCAGCUCAGGUCGAAUGCAAUGCUGCGGUAUCUGCGUUCAUGGAAGCACUUCGAGAAGCAUCGGCGUCAAAUGCAAAUGCCAUCCAGCCAGCACUCGAGCACUACUUCGAGAAGAUUGCCAGCCAAAUCCUUCAGUAUGAAAAGCAGAACACAGUGCAUUUGCAGAAACUCAUCAUCGACCCUCUCUCGAAGAUAUAUAACAUUGAUAUCAAGCAGGCAGAAGCCAAGAAGAAGGAUUUUGAAGAUGAGAGCAAGGACUAUUAUGCGUAUGUCAGUCGCUACCUUGGCCAACGUCAAGACUCGUUAAAGGAGAAGAAGCGAAACGAAAGUGACUCCAAGUAUCAAACUAAGAGAAGAAAUUUUGAGCUCAAACGAUUUGACUAUUCGUCUUUCAUGCAAGAUUUGCAUGGUGGCAGGAAAGAACAAGAAGUCCUCUCUCAAUUAACGAAAUAUGCAGAGACACAAUCGAAGAGUUUUCUGUCGACUGCAAAGAAAAUUGGAGAGAUGACUCCUCAAUUAGAGGUGUUGAUCCAUGAGGUAAAGGAAGCCGACAAAGAGUAUAAGAUUCAGCGCACUGAAAGGGAAGAAAAGCGAAGAAUUCUGGAGAUGAACACUAAGACAUACGUCGAGCCUGAGGCCGAUGCAUCUAACAUCUUACCCAUUCAGUCCAUUGCCAACGGGACCUCCGCCCAGGAAUCUGAGCUCUCGCGAGCUGAUAGUAAUGGUCGGAAUGGUCUUCACUAUUCUUCUUCGACCGCGUCACAACAUGGUUCAACUUUGUCUGCACGAAACUCCACUCACGGUGUUCCUUCCACGCCCAGCAGUCGACCUAGCAGCGGUGUUCCCGUAGUGAGUCCCGACAAGUUCAAAGGUUUCCGUGACCUUGAAGAAAGGGAUCAUAAUGGUGCUGUCGGACCAGACAGGGUUCAGCACAAGAAAGAAGGGUUACUUUGGGCUCUAAGCAGACCGGGUUCCCACGUCGAUCCCAAAGGCCUUAAUAAACAAGCAUGGCACAAGUUCUGGAUCGUACUCGAUCAGGGCAAAUUGUCCGAGUACAGCAAUUGGAAACAAAGGCUCGAUCUUCACAUGGAGCCGAUCGAUUUGCGGAUGGCGUCGGUUCGAGAAUCCCGCAGCGCAGAACGGAGGUUUUGCUUCGAAGUCAUAACGCCACAAUUCAAGCGUGUUUAUCAAGCAACGUCAGAAGAAGACAUGAAUAAUUGGAUAAAUGCCUUGAACAACGCCCUACAGAAUGCCGUCGAGGGCAGAAAUCAACCUCAACCUUUUACUCCUUCAACAAUAGAGGAGAGGACCGCUCAUCGAAACAUUGGUUCUAUACUUACGGGGGAAAAGCUCAUCGUACUCUGGACAUCAUCACCAUCAAUCACCUUCCAACGCAAGUGCCGCCAAUAG
Molecule: messenger RNA, 2403 nt
Organism: Letharia columbiana
Lineage: Eukaryota; Fungi; Ascomycota; Lecanoromycetes; Lecanorales; Parmeliaceae
Exons: 4
Coding region: 1-2403 (800 amino acids)
Biological process (GO): intra-Golgi vesicle-mediated transport
Cellular component (GO): cytoplasm; trans-Golgi network; endosome
Molecular function (GO): protein binding; GTPase activator activity
Source: RefSeq, a predicted model, not a curated record